ACCAAACCCUAACAUGUAAAUGACUUACCUUCAAACAACGGUUUCCCAUACCCUUUCCCUUCCACCUCUCAAACAUCUCAACCUCACUCUCCAUCUACCAUUGAAGUAGAAGCAAAGAAACCCAAACAAAUACGCAUCAAAAACCCUCUGCGCUUUUCUUUUGUUUUCACAUUCUAGCUAGCUGCUAUCUACCUCAACAUGACAUCCUAUAUGGAAUCCCUUCUUCAACAGCCUGCUUCUUUUGAUCACGAAAAUCCUGACCAGCAGGAAAUUACUUCAGUAGAUGACAACCAUAGUACUAACAAUGACGCCAAAGUUGAUACAUCGCGUGCAUUCCGUUCCGUGAAAGAAGCAGUGGCAACUUUCGAUGAACGCCUUCUAGCCGGAGUAUUUUUUUCGUCAUCACCAAAGCCGCAAACGGUAAUUAAUACUAAUUUUAAAAACCAAGAAGCACAACCGUCUAAAGCUUCUAUACUGCCAUCUUCACCUCCACCUCCACCACAACUUCCAUUAGUCUUAACUACAUCAAGCAGUAUCGGUCCUGUUAAGCAAAAACCUAAAGAAGAUGACAAUUCUACCGUGAAAAACAUGUUGAAGAAACUAGAAAUCGAAUUGGAAGAAACAAAACGCGAACUCAAUUUACUCAAAGAGAGAGAAUCGGAGACGGAAAUAGCUUUAGCCACAUUAAAUGCCGAGCUCCAUAAGAACAUGGCAAAGAUGGCGGAAGCCGAAGCUGUUGCUGCCGGAGAGAAAGCAGCACUUGGGUCCAAAAGAAGUACUCAAUUAUGUAUAGGAGGAAGAGGAGGAGAUCACAAGUAUGAGGGUAGUAGUCAUGAAGAUGAUAUACGCGAGGAAAUAACGAAAAUGGAAAGGUAUUCGACAUCUCUGGCCGAAGUUUUGAGUUUGGGAGAGAAAGAAGGUUAUUUUGAUCAUUUUCAAGACAAGAAGACGCUAAAGAAGAAUAAAAUGGCAAGUAUCAAGAAGGAAAAACCUAUUAUUCCCCUUGUUGGAGAUUUUUUUUCAAGGAAGAAAAAAAACUCUUCUAAAAGCCUAAACAAACUAUAACAAGUAUGGAAAUAACAUAUUAUGCAAGUGUAAGAUACAUUAAGAUUGAUUUUGUGAUCAUGUGUGUUUGUCUGAAAAAUAAAUGUAUUCUUUCAGUGUUAAUUGCUCUUAAUAAAAAUUGUGAAAAAUAGAGGAAAAGAUAUUGUUAUCCUA
Papaver somniferum (opium poppy) is the source of this 1218-nucleotide messenger RNA. RefSeq lists its product as uncharacterized. The coding region runs from base 199 to 1065 and encodes 288 amino acids. Lineage: Eukaryota; Viridiplantae; Streptophyta; Magnoliopsida; Ranunculales; Papaveraceae. The record is from RefSeq and is a predicted model, not a curated record. The transcript has a single exon.